UAUAUAUCUACGAUCAAAUCUGAAAUUUUUUUAUCGAUGAAAUUAUGAGAAAGAACAUGGCAGAGCAAGAAUUAAAAGUAUCAGGCGAUACUAAUGACGAGAAUGACGGAAACCAACAUCAAUAUGGGGAUACUCAAAAAUCUGAUAUAAAAGUUAAGCGAACUGUUGGAUUAGCUGGGGGUAUUUCUUUAAUAGUUGGAACUAUGAUCGGGUCUGGCAUAUUCGCCUCUGCUAGUUCUGUAUCCAGCAACUCGGGCAGUGUUGGUAUGUCGUUGAUAGUAUGGGCGGCUUGUGGUGUUUUAGCUAUGUGUGGUGCAUUGUGUUUCAUAGAACUGGGAUUAAUGAUUCCCAUCUCAGGAGGAGCGUACUGUUAUUUGAAAGAAGCAUUCGGAGAUUUGCCAGCAUUUUUAUACAUCUAUACUACAAGUCUUUUGUUAAAACCAGCUAGUAUCGCUGCUAUAGUUAUGGCAUCUGGAAAUUAUGUUGUCGAACCAUUUUAUGGAUCAAAUUGCGUUAACGAAGACAAGAUUGCAACAUCAAAAAUACUAGCGACUUUAUUUCUAGGUGUGUUAGGCCAGUACUUUCCUUUCAUUGUCACAAAUAGAUUAGGAGUCAAUAAUUGUAAAAUUUGUAUUAUUGUAUUCGUGAAUUGCGCAAGCACAAGAUGGGCGACUAAAGUUCAAAUCGUUUUUACCGUUGCAAAACUUGGCGCCAUAUUUAUUAUUAUUGUUACUGGAUUGGUAAGACUGGCCCAAGGUAAUGAUAUUAUAAUCUUAAAUAUUAUUAACAACGACAAGAAUAUCAGAUAUAUCAGAUAUGCUUUUUAUGGUGGAUUAUGGGCCUACGAUGGAUGGCAAAAUUUAAAUUUUAUUACAGAAGAGUUAGCCAACCCUAUUAGAGAUUUACCGCUCUCUAUUCUGAUUGGUCUUCCGUUGGUCACGUGUUGCUACGUGCUUAUAAAUAUUGCAUACUUUGCGGUUUUGACAGGUGCCGAAGUUUCAAAUUCGUCUGCCGUAGCUGUGACGUUAGCCAACAGAAUGUAUGGAUAGCUAAUGGCGUGGAUUAUACCAGUAUUGGUGGCAUGUUCCACUUUUGGUGCUGCAAAUGGUACAGCUUUUACUGGAGGAAGGUAUAUUUAUUUCUCCAUAAUACUUCCAAUUACCAAUACAUAAUCCAGCAAUUUACAAAAAUCCCCAAC
Messenger RNA from Hydractinia symbiolongicarpus, 1198 nucleotides. Its product is annotated as b(0,+)-type amino acid transporter 1-like. Gene Ontology annotation, cellular component: membrane. The record is from RefSeq and is a predicted model, not a curated record. Gene Ontology annotation, molecular function: L-amino acid transmembrane transporter activity. Gene Ontology annotation, biological process: amino acid transmembrane transport. NCBI's taxonomy places the organism in Eukaryota, Metazoa, Cnidaria, Hydrozoa, Anthoathecata, Hydractiniidae.